AACAGUUGCCACUUUGGGGAAUAAUAUUGAUUUUGUUCAAUACUUACUUUCAUUAAACUAUGAUAUUAAUCUUAAAGAUAUUAGUGGGAAAACGGCCCUUCAUUAUGCUGCUGAAAACGGAUAUCAAGAUAUUCUAAUGCUCUUAAUAAGUGAUAAAGCUAAUGUAAAUUUAGUUGAUUGUAACAAAAACACUGCUCUACAUUUAGCAUGCGAUAGGGGCCAUGAUAGUUGUGUUAAAGCCUUAAUAUAUUCUUCUCAUUUUGUGGAAAUUAAUUUGCAAAACAGUUUGGGUGAAACUCCAUUAUUUUUAGCCACUAAAUGGGGCUAUUUUGAUAUCAUUAAAAUUUUAUUGGAAAAUGGGGCUGCAGUUUGUUUUAAAAAUAACAGAAACUUAAGCAUAUACAAGUUAUCACCUAAUUACUAUGUAAGUAAUCUUUUUGAACAAUUUGGUAAUCAGAAAAGUAAAAAUUUAGCAAAAGAGGUAAUUGAUGACAAAACAAGUGAUAGCACUUCUGAAAAAUGCUAUGAGUUGCCCCUCAGCAGUAAAGAAGGACAUAGGAUGCAGAAUUUUCUUUUUGGUACUCGUGCUAAAAACGCCUCAGAGGAAAAGAGAAUUCAAUUACUUUUAAAAGCUAUUGAGGAUAAUGACAUGCCCUUGACAUCAUUUUACUUAGGGUAUACUGGAAAUUUAGUUGAUAAAGGUGAUGUUUCCACUGACUCUUCUAAUAUUACCACAAAGUGUCAUCCUCUUUGUGCAUGCAAUAAAUGCUGUGCAGGUGAUUUUCUAGAUUCUGAAUCAGUUGACCACACGAGUCACAAAUUGAACGUAAAUGUUUCUAAUGAUGAAGGUUAUACACCUCUUCAUGUAGCUGCAAAAUUUGGACGAACAGAUAUUUUAAGGAUCUUAUUGGAUGGUGGAGCAUAUUUAAAUGUAAGAACCAAUAAAACAUUCCAUACCCCUUUACAUCUAGCCGUAAUGUUUCAAAGAGUUCAAGCAGUUAAAGAGUUACUGAACUGCGGUCAUUGUGAAAUAGAUGCACAAGACCUGAGAGGGAACACCCCGCUUUAUUAUGCUUGCAUUCAAAAUAAUAGUAACCUAAAAAUCUUGGAAUAUUUACUUAAAAAUGGAGCAGAUUGCCAAAAGAAAAAUUUUGAGGAGAAAACUGUUUUGCAAAUUUGUGAAGAGAAAAAUUUAUUUAGGGUUUGUAGACUGCUAAAAGAAAACAUGGAACGCCUUAGCCCAAUAACCAAAGAUAGUUCUUUAAGCCAUAGUUUUAGUACGAUUAGUUUUGAUGAUAUUGACAGUGAUUUUGAAAUUUUGUGAAAAUUUGAGAUUGUGAUAUAAUAGUGAUGCCUUUAUGUACCCACUUAUUAUGUGCGAUUAUGUGAUGAAAUUGCAUUUAAUAUAUUAUAUGAUAGCAAAAUGUUAUAUAGAUGUGUAGAGAUGCAAUUUUCAUUUAUGCAUACACUGCAGAAUAUAAAUUUUAUAUUUUGCAGUGUGUGCAAUUAUGGAAGAAACAUUAAAUAUUUGUUUUUAUUGCA
Messenger RNA from Anthonomus grandis grandis, 1542 nucleotides. Its product is annotated as ankyrin repeat domain-containing protein 27-like. Gene Ontology annotation, molecular function: protein binding. NCBI's taxonomy places the organism in Eukaryota, Metazoa, Arthropoda, Insecta, Coleoptera, Curculionidae. The record is from RefSeq and is a predicted model, not a curated record. The transcript has 2 exons. The coding region runs from base 137 to 1324 and encodes 395 amino acids.